ACCGCUCGGUUAUUAUUAGUGGAAGGGAGCUCUCCGUUGUGUGCGCCAGGCAGUCACUCCUGCUCUACGAGAGCCUUUUCUCGGAUUUACCCGUGUACUUUUCUACAAGUUCGCCUCGACAGGACUCGGUGUGGAGUCUGAACGCACCCACGGGGCAUGAAAGUGCGGCGGGCGUUUGAAAGAAAGUAAAGAGGAGGCUGACGCUGCGUUUGAUGGCUGCUGGGGAUGGAGCCCAGCUGCCGGCCACAGUAGCGGCCAGCCGGAGCGUGGAGAAGGCGCUGGAGGAGGCUGCAGCCAGCGGGGCUCUCAACUUAACCAACCGCAAACUGAAGGAGUUUCCCCGGAGCGCCAGGAACUACGACCUGUCCGACAUUACACAUGCAGAUCUGUCGAAGAACCGUCUGUGCGAGCUGCCUGAGGAGCUGUGUCAGUUCAUAUCGCUGGAGACUCUGAGCCUGUACCACAAUGGGAUGCGUUCACUGUCCUCCAACCUGGCAAACCUGCAGGCCCUCACCUACCUCAACCUCAGUCGAAACCUCCUGUCCAGCCUGCCCCUGUCGGUGUUCCAGCUGCCCCUCCUGAGAGUUCUCAUCGUCAGUAACAACAAGCUGUCCACGCUGCCUGCCUCCAUAUACGCGCUCACACACCUCCGCCAGCUGGAUGUGAGCUGUAAUGAGCUGCAGAGUUUGCCUCCAGAGCUCGGGCAGUUGGAAAGUCUGCGCGACCUGAACCUGAGGAGGAACCAGCUCACCUCGCUGCCUGAAGAAAUCUCCGAGCUCCCUCUUGUCCGCCUCGAUGUUUCCUGUAACCGUAUUUCCCAUGUUCCUGUGUGCUACCGGCACCUGCGGCACCUCCAGAGCAUCUCCCUGGACAACAACCCACUCAUCAUGCCCCCCGCACAGAUCUGUUCCAAAGGCAAAUACCACAUCUUCAAGUACCUCAACAUGGAGGCCUGCAAGAGGAGCACAGACGAGCUGGAGAGGCACCUCCGGCCCACCGGCUUCAACAGCUGUCUGUCGGAGCAGGAGCUGUUCACUGGUCAGUUUGGAGGGCUGGACUCAGGUUUCAACAGUGUGGACAGUGGCAGUAAGCGCUGGUCUGGGAAUGAGUCUGCAGAUGACUUCUCCGAGCGCUCCCUCCGACUGGCCGAGGUCAGCAGAGAAACGCGCAACCUGGAGGAGGAGGAGGAAGAAGAGGACGUGGCCCAUAUACAGUCCACCAAAGUGAAUGGAGACGUGGAGCAGGUGGACUUCAUCGACAGCAGUGUGACGGAGGAGGAAGAGGAGGAGAUGAGGACGGACGCCCCCACACCCCCCCUCACCACACCUCUCCUGGAGCUGAAGGAAAGAUGUGGAGCCCCUCAGAGCAACGAGUCCUCAACAACACGCAGGUCCAGUCUCCACGUGGACACCUGCAGCCCCUCGUCCACGUCUUCGUCCCCCGUCCUAUCCCCGUCCAGUCCCACCCUGGAGGAGCGCAGACGUCCAGGAACGCUGCAGAUCUGGCAAGAGCGAGAGAGGCAGCAGCAACAGCAGAAAGAGAAGGCCAGUUUGCUGAGGUCGUCCAGCAAGGCAGGAAGUCACGUGACCCCUGCUUCACACACAGGAAGUCUAUCAGGUGGCAGUUCACCAGAGAGCAACAGUUCCCAAACAGGUCUGCGCCAAAGAUGUGCAAGCGCAGAGCAAAUGAGAAGUGUGUCACCGUGUCUGCAGCGCUCUACUAGCAGAACAGAUGCCCCCUCCUCUCCAAAGACAUCCUCUCCGCCCGGUCAGGCUCCCAAACCCAACAGCUUCCUUUUCCGCACCUCAUCCCGCAGCACAGUCAAGUCACCAGGGACAACACUCAGCGAAUCUGGCCGAAGUGAGUCUCGAAUGACCCUGCGCUCACCCAAAGAUGACAGACCAGACGUCACACAGAUACGCAGGGCUCUUGAGACCCGUUUGAAGAUCACUCUCCCUGAAGACCUGGGGGAGGCGCUGUCCAACGGCACUGUGCUCUGUCAGCUCGUCAACCACAUCCGGCCCCGAUCUGUGUCCAUCAUCCACAUCCCCUCUCCUGCUGUGCCAAAGCUCAGCCCGGCCAAGUGUCGACUGAAUGUGGAGAACUUCAUCUCUGCAUGUCGCAAACUGGGGGUUCCCGAGAUGGACAUGUGUGCGUGCUCUGAUGUGCUUCUGUGUAAACUGCCCGCUCUGCUGCGCUGUCUGGGAGCCCUGCUGGCCCUGGACAUAAGGGGGUCGGGGGAAGACCUGGUCCCCGCUGGUCCCUUGUCCUCCUCCCAGUCGUCGCUUCUGUCCACAGACUUCCUGCUCUUCUACAGCGCUGCCAUGGCGCUGCUCUACGUGCUCUACUGUUACCUGCUCACAUAAAGACACUGGCCGUCCUCCAUGUGCCCGCAUACAGCUGCUGCAGAGGGGGCACCCUGCAGCUCAGCACCUUGUGACAAACAGCAAAACAAAGCUCUUUCUGUAGAAUGGAGGUUCUAGCAAACACAAGCACUACACAGAGCACAGGACAGAGAUGCCUUAGCCUUUAGCCUUUAGCCUCGCCUUGUCCCUCCGACGGCCGCACAGCAUGUUUGAAACAAGAGGAGCAGAGGAGCAGGACAGAGCUGCCCACAGGCACACAGCCCGAGCUUCACUCAGCAGUGAUUCGGUAUGGACUGUUGCUUUGUACGAUGAAAUAACACAUUUCAUUUGUCACUGCAGAAAUUGUUAUUGUCCAUGAACAUUGUUUGAAUACAGUGAUGUUCAUGAGUAGACACAGCGAGUCCAUUUAAGUGAAGGAGUGUACAGUGGCAUGUUGCAGUCGGGAAAGCGCAUGUUAAUGGGAACAAGUUGCAUCCAGAACUUUAGAGAAACAAAGAGCAGGGUAUCGAAAGAAAUAAGAUGAUUGUCCAGUGAAAUCUUGAAUCUCGGCCCGGCCUGCUGUGCCUGAGCAGCUCUGUCUUCUCCAAACCUUCCCUUUAAAUAUGAAAUGUGAAUGUGACUUUAGCCUUUACAUGAAGCCAGACUUACUGACUGACCACUACACCAACCACGUGAGACAGCAGGUGGCGCUGUUGUCUGCGCCAAACUGACGGUACAAACCCUCUAAUUCCAGGAGGUUAUGAAUUUAGAAUUUAGAGUUUGGUCUUUGGAGUUCAUUUGGACCAGACCAGUUUCAUAUUCUUUUGUAAAAAUGUAAACAUCUUAAAUUAUUGUUCUUUUCUUUAUUUAUUUUGUGUUGAUCAGUUCUACGAUAUAGGCUUCGGUAGAAUCAGUUAGCUAAUCAGCAUUAAGCCUUGAGAAAGCAUGGAGUGUGCUUAAAAUAAUGCACACACAGGUCAACCCAUAGUGAUCAAUAUUCAAUUAUACUCAGUUUAAAUAUCAUUGAUUGUUGAUGUUAGCCUAACAUCGGACUGGUAAAUCACUGAUCCUUGGAGGCUACAUCUAACACAAGUGGACUGAGCUUUUUCCACCUUAAAUCGAUCCCGGUUCAGCAGCUCAGCCUGAUUAGAGCUCACUGCACUGGUGGGAGUCCUAACACUAAUGCCAACACUACACAUCAAAGUCAGACUAGAGGGACCUAGACUCAAGUGAACUUAGCUAAUAUUUGUGUCACUGGGAGAGCAACGCUGUCUGGUGUUUAUAAUGUGCAGUUCUAAUUAUUUUCAGGUACAUUUAGGGCGAUAUGAAAAGAAAAAAAUGUUCUAAGUUUUUUUAAGUUGAUGUUCAUAUAAUAAGAUGCAUUUCAAUAUUAAUUUAUGUUAGGGGAUGUAGCCAGGCUGGCGUCACCUAGUGCCUCCGCUCAAUUUCAUUUCUUUUCAGCAACUAGGUCAGGAAUCGGAAUACACUAGACCAGACAUGUCCAAACUGUGGCUCAUGAGCCAAAUGCAGCCCUUAGACAAUUUUUUCUUGGCCCUCAGGCUUCCAGGUGAAUUGGCCCAAAUGACCUUGCAUCAAUUAAAAAUGAACUUUUUACUGCAAGUGUUUUGAAAAUCUACCUUGAUACAGUUAAUAUUUAAUAUUUAGUGUGCUGUUUUAAGGAUCUUAGCAUGAAUAAAGACUGAUGGCUCAUUCUAAUGUGUUAAACAUGCACAUAUUUAAAUUACUCACUGUAUUCAGCACCAGUCUACGGCCCUCGAUCAGCCCUCUGCUUUGUCUGUGUUUAGAUAUGUGGCCCUUAAUGAAAAAAGUUUUCAGCCCUGCACUAGACAUAUUUGCAAAAAUCUUGGAAGUGCGAGUUCGGGCAUCAGCAAUUCAGCGAAGAGCCAUACAUUCUGUGCUGGCAAGGAUUCCUGAGAUCGCGGAUUUAAAGCCAGAACAAAGAGAAUGUUUGGUGAAUUUUAUCAAGCGGAAAGACAUUAUUGCCCUUCUUCCUACAGGAUUUGGGAAAAGCUUAAUAUACCAGUUAACUCCGUUAGCGGCGGAUUACAUACAUCACAACCAAAUAGCGAUUGGCUAUUGGUUAAAUUUAAAAAGUACCCACCUACUGUCAAGCAAACGAAUCCUAAUGCUGUAAGUACAGACGGUUUCUACAAAGUGAGACCAGCUGAUGAAUCAGGCUAGUUAGGGAUGUAAAAAUAACCAAAAUAUUGUGAUACUGUAUCGUCAAAAGUCUCACAAUAACAUCAUGGACUGUCACAAUAUAUCGAACUACAAGUCUCUACUUAAAUUCAUUGUUAUGGUGCAGCGAUAUCUAAAAAAAAAAAACAGAGGGAACUACAUAGACCAUGAUCCUUUGGUGUUACCAUUGGACACUUAUAAAUCUUAAUUCUUCAUAUUACAACAGUACCAUUAUUAACAGUGUCAGUGUUUUUUUAAAGAAGUACCGAUAAGCAGCAUAUUCAGUUUUGUUAGCCUCUAUAAAUAUUGCAAUAAAUAUGAUACCGUGAGAUCCAUAUUGUGAAAUUUGGAUAUCGUUACAUCCCUAGUUUCCGUAAGACAAACAUUACAAACUUUUAAUCGUUCAAAACCUCAUGCUUUUACUGAGAGCAGACUCCAUUAAAAUUACUCAAUUACUGGCGAUAAGAAAUGACUGAAUCCCUAUUAAAAUUGCCCAAUCCCAGUUGUGAUUUCUUAGAAAAUGUCUCAUAUUAAUAUGGCAUUUCUCCAAGUUUUGAAAAAAGUUGACAUUUUUAAAGAAUUACCAGGAAACCAGAACUAAACUUUCUGUUCAAUAUUAUGACCAGAUCGUCUGUCAAUCCCAGUGACACAAUCCAGCAUGUAAACAAAAGCCAUUCUGUUCAAAUAGCACUAUUGUUUUGUAAGAUGACUCGCAGAUCCUGGGAAAUGUAGUCCGUCCAUGACACGUCUCAGACACUGUCCACUGUAAAAUAUACACCCAACGCCUGUUUAAGCUUUUUUAACGAGAGUAUCUAGCCUGCUGUUCCGAUGAACUUUCUACUGGUUGAAUGCAGAUGGAUAUUUUGUAAACUGGAGAAGCACCUACAUCAACCCGACCUUGCUAUAUUCUUUAAUACGUUAGUGAAGCAGAAAUAUUGUUGUACUUUAUAUUUAUAUCUUACCUUAAGAAUCUUUUUUGAGUUUAUAUAAAUCUAUAUGGAAGUUUUUUCUCCUUGUUGUAAAGAAAUUAUUAAAAACUUUGAACAUG
Boleophthalmus pectinirostris (great blue-spotted mudskipper) is the source of this 5592-nucleotide messenger RNA. RefSeq names its product leucine-rich repeats and calponin homology (CH) domain containing 4 (gene lrch4). NCBI's taxonomy places the organism in Eukaryota, Metazoa, Chordata, Actinopteri, Gobiiformes, Gobiidae. Gene Ontology annotation, molecular function: protein binding. The coding region runs from base 213 to 2366 and encodes 717 amino acids. The transcript has 18 exons. The record is from RefSeq and is a predicted model, not a curated record.